AUGAUGAUGGGGGUUGCUGUUGUUGUUCUGCUCGUUGUUGUUGUUGGCGUGCUUGCUGCCACUGCUAGUGCAGAGGUGGUGGUGGAGCAGGUGGAUGACGGCACGGGAACGCUGGCCAUCACCACGAGUGCGCAUGGCAGCGAGGGCAAUGGGGUCGGCUCGGUGCUCUUCAACGGCGAGGAUGUGCUUGGAAUGCUCGACAACGUCAAGGCAACUGCGUCAGCCAUGCGCCGCGCCGUGACGCGCCUGUGCAACCAGCAUGGCAAGAUCACCAGCUUCAUCGCCGUCACCAGCGGGGCUGACGCAUGGUCCGGCGGCGUGCUGGCCAACAACAACAAGAUCUACGGCAUCCCUUACAACGAGGAGAAUGUCCUUAUCAUCGAUACGAUCUCCCAUACGGUGUCAAAGAUCUUACUCCAAGGAGCAUCCGGAGACCACAAAUGGCAGGGUGGCGCAUUCGCCGGAAACGGCAAGAUCUACGCCUGCCCGAACGACGCAACCUCCGUCUUGGUUGUCGACACGAUAUCAGAAACGGCAAGCACAAGCACCAUCACCAACCUUGAUUCAGGGCGUGACAAGUGGUCUGGGGGCGCACUUGCUGACAACGGCAAGAUCUACUGUGUGCCCCACGAUGCGUCAGCUGUGCUGGUCAUUGACCCGGCUUCAGACUCUGCAGACGCCACAACGCUCAAACACAAGUCGCCCGCAGGUUCGAGCAACCUGUGGGCAGGUGCUGUGCGCGGCAACGACGGCAACAUCUACGGUGUUCCGUACAGUGGAGCAACCAUCUUGAAGAUCAACCCAAUCACCGAUGAGAUCACUCACAUUUAUCCUGGGCUGCCCACUGGCAAAAACAAGUGGCGCGGCGGCGUGAUUGGCCGAGAUGGGUUGCUCUACUGCAUCCCAUAUCGUGACACGCGCAUGCUGGUCAGCGAUUUGGACAGUCAGCGCUCUUUCUUCUCUGUUGCUGAUGGAGCGGACUCCUCGUACAAGUGGGAGGGUGGUGCGCUUGGCAGCAAUGGGCGCAUUUACGGUGCCCCGUCCUCAGCGUCGGCAGUGCUGAUGUUUGACCCUGCGACAUCCACAGCAGACACGACGAGCCUUGCCAUUGGAGCGCCAGCAGAGCCGUCUCAGUCACGCAAGUGGGAUGGGUUGGUUGCUGCGCCCAAUGGGCUGUUGUAUGGGAUUCCGCGCAACUCGGACCAUGUGCUGGUGAUUGACCCACGCUGCCACUUCUGAUCUCUGUGUG
This is a messenger RNA of Salpingoeca rosetta, 1249 nucleotides long. RefSeq lists its product as uncharacterized. The record is from RefSeq and is a predicted model, not a curated record. Gene Ontology annotation, molecular function: protein binding. NCBI's taxonomy places the organism in Eukaryota, Choanoflagellata, Craspedida, Salpingoecidae. The transcript has a single exon. The coding region runs from base 1 to 1239 and encodes 412 amino acids.